AUGGCGCGUGGUCAGCAGAAACUUCAGUCUCAGCAGCGCAAUCUGAAGAAACAAAGCGAGCUCAAGAAGGCGCAGAGUCACAACCAGAAGGCAGCGGCGCAAAAGGCUCUCGUCUAUUCGUGCCCGGUGUGCAAGACGCAGAUGCCAGAUAUAAAAACUUACCAACAGCACUUUGAGAACAAGCAUCCAAAAGCACCACUUCCUCCUGAAUUGAACGAGGCGUCGCAGUCAUGA
This is a messenger RNA of Soboliphyme baturini, 234 nucleotides long. The record is from the annotation of a GenBank genome assembly. Lineage: Eukaryota; Metazoa; Nematoda; Enoplea; Dioctophymatida; Soboliphymatidae.